AUGGGCGGCUUCGACGGCGCUUCAGAGGUCGCUUCCAGCAAUGGUGGCUUCCACCACCAGCAGAGCCACUCGCUCGACCACAGCCUUGCCGGCAGCCUGAGGCAGGAUGAAGAGUCCCCAAGCCGACAGACUCCGCCCGUGUCGGGAUCGCUUUCGAGGCCAGCUAGCGGCUUGUCAAACCCGGCACCUCCGCCAUACAACGACUACCGGCCAAGCUCAGGCGACCAAUCCAACGGCCGGAGCCACGUGGUGAUCAAGGUCGGCAUGGUUGGCGAUGCCCAGAUUGGCAAGACGUCGCUCAUGGUCAAAUACGUGGAGGGGAGCUGGGACGAGGACUACAUCCAGACGCUGGGUGUCAAUUUCAUGGAAAAGACUAUUUCCAUCCGCAACACCGAAAUCACCUUUUCCAUUUGGGACUUGGGCGGCCAGCGCGAGUUUGUCAACAUGCUGCCGCUGGUGUGCAAUGACGCAGUCGCCAUCCUCUUCAUGUUUGACCUGACGCGCAAGAGCACGCUCAACAGCAUCAAGGAGUGGUAUCGCCAGGGCCGUGGAUUCAACAAGACGGCAAUCCCCGUCUUGGUCGGCACCAAGUACGACCACUUUGUCAACUUUCCAAUCCAGGACCAAGAGGAGAUUUCCAAUCAGGCGAGACGAUUUGCCAAAGCCAUGCGGGCAUCACUGAUUUUCUCAAGUACAAGCCACAGCAUCAACGUACAAAAGAUUUUCAAAAUUGUCCUUUCCAAAGCGUUUGACCUCAAGUGCACCAUUCCCGAAAUCGAAAACGUCGGCGAACCAUUGUUAUUAUAUCAGUCUGUCUGA
Trichoderma harzianum CBS 226.95 is the source of this 819-nucleotide messenger RNA. RefSeq lists its product as hypothetical. Gene Ontology annotation, biological process: regulation of exit from mitosis. Gene Ontology annotation, cellular component: spindle pole body. The transcript has 3 exons. NCBI's taxonomy places the organism in Eukaryota, Fungi, Ascomycota, Sordariomycetes, Hypocreales, Hypocreaceae. The coding region runs from base 1 to 819 and encodes 272 amino acids. Gene Ontology annotation, molecular function: GTPase activity; GTP binding. The record is from RefSeq and is a predicted model, not a curated record.